Eleginops maclovinus (Patagonian blennie) is the source of this 1687-nucleotide messenger RNA. RefSeq names its product transmembrane protein 109 (gene tmem109). Lineage: Eukaryota; Metazoa; Chordata; Actinopteri; Perciformes; Eleginopidae. The transcript is spliced from 3 exons. The record is from RefSeq and is a predicted model, not a curated record. Gene Ontology annotation, biological process: intrinsic apoptotic signaling pathway in response to DNA damage by p53 class mediator; cellular response to gamma radiation. Bases 115 to 792 code for a protein of 225 amino acids.
GGCAGUCAUCUCGUUUCAAUCGUUUUUCCACAUCCUGUUCAGCCCCCGGUGCUGUUUACCUGUAGACUGACUGUGCCUUAGGCUACUUCUAGAUUUAUUUUACCCGCUUUCAAUAUGUUCACUUGCUCAUAUCAAACAGCUGUCCAUGGGCUGUGUAUGCUCAGCACCUUGUGGCUGUCUGUAUCGGGGUUGAAGGUGUUGGAGAGCCCCGGGAUGAUCCAGGAUCUGCGGGCGGCACUAGCUGAGCUGGCCGGAGAGGGAAGGAGCUACCUGUGCAGGCUGACCGGGGAGCAGACGCUGCUGUCGGUGCACAAGGCUUUCUCUCAGGUCCUGGGUGUUGUGGCAGGAAGUUUGUCUGAGGGUCUGAACGUUCUCUUACAGUAUGUGUCACACUUCCUGCAGGCUGCUGGAAUCCAAGCUGAGUUCCCCGUCAGCAGAGUGAGCCCAGAGGAGGUGAGCUUUGUUGCUCAGUGGGUGGUCGUGGCUCUCAUUGGCUAUUGGCUAAUCUCCUUCGUCUUCAGAUUGGUUGCCUCCACUCUGAGGCGGGCUAUGUGGCUGCUGAAAGUGGCCGUGGCUCUGGUGUGUUUCGGGCUGAUUCUGAGGGACCACAGUGUGGGCACUGACACCAUGGCGGUCCGGCUGGCUGUGCUGGUGUGUGUGUGUGUGCUGCUGGGGGUCGGCACUCUGCAGAGAUCCACUGCAUCCAAUAAGACCACUCACCUGGAGGAGCAGGUGAAGAUCCUGGAGAGACGGCUGAGAGAGAUGGAGAGCUGGAGGAGGACGGAGGAGUAGAAAGGGGGCGGACAGAAGUCAAAUGCCACAUGUUGGGACGAUGGAGUGCUGUUGUCCUGCAGUGCUUCUGCAAAUUUAGGGCAGACAUUGUUUUAUUGAUUUGUUACUGACUCAAUUUGAUUACUUAAUCAUUCCAGGGGGUGGAAACUUGUUAGUCUACUGUUUUUGUUUACUGUUUCUCCAAACAAUGUGCCACAGCCUUUAUGUUCAAUGUUACCAUAUUUUUUUGUCUCGUUUCAGGAGUGAGAGAAGAUUGAUACUAAAAUAUUUUCAACACUUUAAUUAACGUAAAUAAAUAGUAACAUACUUUCAUUCAGGUGAAGACCUUUCUGGCAUUUCUCUUAAUGAGAGGACAUUCUCAGGAUAUUCUGGUCUAUUCUUUUUCUGAUACACAGAGGACAAAACCCAUGCCUUCAGUGUUGCUCAUGUACCAGCAUUCCACUUCCUGUUAGCGAGCUCAAUGGUCAGCAGCUCAGUGAUUGUGUGCGCCUCAUUUGUCUUCAGUAAUACCGUGCCUUCAGAUGAACAGAUUCCAAAUAUCACUGUUAAACGUUUGUAUCGAAAUGUUUUUUGGGGAAAAUCUAACAUUUUUGAAGCCUUCGAGUAGAAUACAAAGCCACAGACUGGUACCUCUACACUCAGAUGUAUGUGUGCAGCCAUAAAUGUUCUAUUAUCAUGAAGAUGCUAUCAGUAAAGAUUGUGUUGAUCUUCAGUGUGUGCAGAACUGAAGCAGAGGGUGUAUUACCCUCAGUUAUUGGCUCCAGUCAAUUCUAUCAGAAUGGUCAUUUCAACAUCCAAACAGCAGCCAUGUUUUAAUAUUGUCUGAGCAAACUGAAAAAGAUCCUUCCUCUCAACAGAAAUCUCAAUGUAAUAAACAAACACUUGCAUAAAAAAA